Molecule: messenger RNA, 1860 nt
Organism: Lathyrus sativus (Indian pea)
Lineage: Eukaryota; Viridiplantae; Streptophyta; Magnoliopsida; Fabales; Fabaceae
Source: the annotation of a GenBank genome assembly
AUGGCCAUUAUUUGGUUACAAAAACUCAUUUCUGUCGUCUUUUUCUGCUUCUUAACUACGCUUGCAGUUGAAGAAACUACUUCCCAUGAUGAUCAAUGCAAGGAAUCAAGUUGUGAUGGUAUUCAUGGACCAUCCAUAAGAUUCCCAUUCAGUCUCAAAGGAAAGCAACCAGAGUGGUGUGGCUAUGACAAUUCAUGGUUUGAGCUAUAUUGCUCUGACACCAACCAAACUGUGUUGGAACUACCCUUCUCUACUAAAACCAUCAUCAAAACCAUAAAUUACACUUCACAACAUUUAACAGUGUCUUAUCCUGAGCUCUGCCUUAACAAACAGAUUCCUAAUUUCAAUAUAUCCUCAUCUCCUUUUCAGUUCAACUCUGAGUUUGGACUCAGCGAAUAUGCUCUAUUCAACUGUUCAGGGAGGAAUCGCCGAAACACAGAUGACAAUAAUCAUGAUAUAAUAACAUCCGGAAACUUUUCUUGCCUCAACUUGCCAGGAUUUGAAGUUAUAGCAGUGGAUUCCGAAUCAUCAAUAAUCUGGAUACCUUUGUUGUCCUGUACUAGAAUCCAAAACCUUGUAAUGUUACCUAAUUCAUUGUUUAACCACAAUGUUGAUGUUGGUCUCAAUUGGAUCCAACCAGAUUGCAGAAACUGUGAAGAAAACGGUGGGCAAUGCAAGGCCAACAGAAACCCAUCUCAACCCGAAUUUGAAUGCAGAGGUAUCAAUAAAGGUUCCUCAAAAGGAAAAGUGAUUGCUGGUGGAAUCCUAGGCCCAUUUUCUCUGAUAUUUGUUGGAGUUGCAACUUAUUGUAUCUAUGUAACUUACAUUGAAAGGAAGAAUUACAUAAGGAUCAAAAAGUUUUUGAAGGACUAUAAAGCUCUUAAGCCUGCUAGAUAUACUUACGCCGAUAUAAAAAGAAUUACAAAUCAUUUUAAGGAAGAGCUGGGGCAGGGAGCUUUUGGAUCUGUCUUCAAAGGAAAGCUAUCAAACGAAGUUCAUGUAGCUGUUAAGGUCCUAAACACUUCAACAGGAAAUGGCCAAGAGUUCAUCAAUGAGAUGGAAGCAAUGUGUCAGAUUCACCACAUCAACGUGGCUCGCUUGGUUGGCUUUUGUGCAGACGGAAACAAACGAGCUUUGGUGUAUGAAUUCUUACCGAAAGGUUCGUUGCAGAAAUUCAUAUCAUCUGCAGACACUAAGGAUAUCUUUUUAGGUUGGGAAAGACUACAAAACAUUUCUGUCGGUAUAGCUAAGGGAAUUGAGUAUCUUCACCAAGGUUGUGAUAAACGAAUUCUACAUUUUGAUAUCAAACCCCAUAAUGUAUUGCUAGACGAUAAUUUCACACCUAAAAUUUCUGAUUUUGGUUUGGCCAAACUUUGUUCAAAGGAAAGAAGUAUUGUGUCAAUGACCACGGCUAGGGGAACUUUGGGCUACAUUGCGCCAGAGGUAUUUUCUAGAAACUUUGGCAAUGUUUCCUAUAAGUCAGAUGUUUAUAGUUUUGGGAUGGUGCUUCUUGAAAUGGUUGGGGGAAGGAAAAUAACCGAUGACACUGAAGAAAAUAGCAGUCAUGUUCACUAUCCACAAUGGAUUUAUAAUCUUUUAGAGAAUGAGGAAGAUAUAAAAAUUCAUAUAGAAGGAGAAGAAGACGCUAGAAUUGCAAAGAAGCUAUCAGUUGUGGGACUUUGGUGCAUUCAGUGGCACCCAGCGAAUCGUCCAUCCAUGAAGGCUGUGGUUCAAAUGCUGGAAGGAAAUGGUGAGAAGUUAGAGAUGCCGCCUAAUCCUUUUGCGUCUGCGUCUGCAACUAGAACAAAUGCUGCUAGGCGAAUGAACAUGGAACUAGAUGUCAUCUCAGAAAUAGAGUGA